Mesocestoides corti is the source of this 1641-nucleotide messenger RNA. NCBI's taxonomy places the organism in Eukaryota, Metazoa, Platyhelminthes, Cestoda, Cyclophyllidea, Mesocestoididae. The record is from the annotation of a GenBank genome assembly.
AUGCGUUUUAUUUUAGAAAAUUUGCCUUUAAAGGUGCCACAACAAGCAGACGUCCCUGUUCACUUUUCAUCUAUUUGGAGGUGGCGUUCGGUUGCACCUUCUCCUCGAGGAGUUCAAAAUAAUUGGUUAUUGCGUGGGGCACCGGGGACUUAUAACUGCACUUUUGAACGAGUUCCUAUUAGGGCCCCCGGCUCACGCCCCUUCUUACAAAGCUCUGGUCGGCAUCUACGCCAUUUCAAUGCCUCCCAGCCACGUUUAUCUGCGAUUCGAUUAAAUUUUCCCUCGAAGAAGAGACGUCGGGGCUCAAACUACAUUAAAAGGCCUUCUCUUAACCCAAGUGACCCAUUAAAUCUUCAAGAUCUAAUGAAUGAGACAGACAGACGCCGAACCGAGGGGUUGUCUCCACUUCAUGGCGAUUCUCGCCUCAAUACCCCUGCACUGAGCAUCAGUGGUGAGCUCAGCUGUAGCAGUCCUGCUGCUGGAGAAUCAUUGACUUCGAAUUGGACCCAAAUGGUUCUCAAGCGUGCAAGAAACAGGGAAGCGACUCCUUUUCGUGGUCGUGGGUCCUUUCCAAGAAGUACGAGACGAAUGCGAUGGCAAGGAAAGCGUCUGCCCAUAACAGGCAACUAUCCAGAUUAUUACUGUCGGCGAGAUCCGGAUGAGCGAAUUAAAGUUCUUAUGCCAGAGUGGUUCUCUAACAGUGAUGUUGCCGACUAUGGGUGCCACAAUGGAACCCUGACUUUCAGAAUCCUUGAGAAGUUCCCUGACGUACACAAAAUCGAUGCAUUUGAUUGCGAUGCUGAGCUUAUUGAAAACGCAAAGAAUAUGCAACGAGAGAGAAUUCGUUGGGGACCUCAAAGUAGCUCAAAGUUUGAGAAGAUAAACUUCCAGGUGGCCGACUGGAGUGAAUCUAUAUCUACCGAUGACGAUCCUACAUAUAAUACUAUACUCGCCUUUAGUGUUACCAAGUGGAUUCACCUAAACUAUGGCGAUGCUGGGUUGAUGCGCUUCUUUCGUCGGGUAUUUAACCUCUUGAAGCCUGGUGGACACCUUUUGCUCGAACCCCAGCCAAAGGCUUCUUAUAAGAAGACCCGGUUUACGGCCAAGCAACAGGAGAAUUUCAAAACUUUGACAAUCGAUCCAUCGAAUUUAGAACCCCUUCUCCUCGACAUCGGUUUUUCUUACUUUGAUAAAAUUAAGGUUCCGCGCCCAAACGAAGCUUUUCAGCGGAGCAUUAUACUUUGUUCUAAGUCUUACGGCGCAACACCUUCAUCAAUACGGAACGACUGCCGUGAUGAAGCUCACUUAUGGAGGGGUUCCCCCGCUCUUUCUGACCUUUCCGGGGCACCUGUAGGGCCACCUCCCGUUAGGUACUGUCCCCAGACACCUAGCUACUCAGUCGUAUCUCCUGCAACACACACUGCCGACCCCACGUCUGAGUUGUUAGGCCCUACGCCAACUAUUAAUAUCCCUAGUGAUUGUUUCCAGUCCGAAGUUAUCACAAGCACGGUGUCCUGUGCUCCCAGCUCAACUAAUCCCGACUCUACUCCCGGCGAAGCUACUCCGCGUAUCCCAUUCAAUGACGCGGAAGCCGCUGAUGGCGCUGACAAUUCAGGGCCCGACUCCACAUCACAACAUUAA